Molecule: messenger RNA, 1119 nt
Organism: Penicillium cosmopolitanum
Lineage: Eukaryota; Fungi; Ascomycota; Eurotiomycetes; Eurotiales; Aspergillaceae
Product: enoyl-[acyl-carrier-protein] reductase
Exons: 4
Coding region: 1-1119 (372 amino acids)
Biological process (GO): fatty acid metabolic process
Cellular component (GO): mitochondrion
Molecular function (GO): trans-2-enoyl-CoA reductase (NADPH) activity
Source: RefSeq, a predicted model, not a curated record
AUGCUAUCGCGCAGCUCCCUCCGAGCUGCCGCCCAAGGCACUCGACAAGCUGGCCUCACUCGUCCAGCCGUCUUCCCCGCGGCCAUCAAAGCUCAAUGCACCGGCAUCUCCGGCCACACCACUACAUUGCCCGAGGGCCGCAGACACGUCUCCAUGUACGGCUACACACAGGCCAAGGCAUUGAUCUAUUCGAAAUAUGGCGAACCGAAGGAUGUUCUUAGCCUCCACAAACACUCAAUCUCCGCCCCCCACGGCUCCCAAGCGUCUAUCCAUCAAAGCCCCCCCUUCGAAACCAGCCUCGGCACAAGCACCCCCGCCGCAGUUGGCGGCAACGAAGGCGCCUUCGAAGUCCUAUCCGUCGGAGCAAGUGUUAAAAACCUCGCCGCAGGCGACUGGGUAAUCAUGAAAAAAACCGGCCAAGGAACCUGGCGCACACACGCCCAACUCGACGAGUCCCAACUCAUCAAAAUCGAAAACAAAGAAGGAUUGACACCGUUGCAAGUCGGUACCGUCUCCGUAAACCCCGUCACAGCUUACCGGAUGAUUCGCGACUACUGCUCUUGGGACUGGAUGCGGGCUGGUGAGGAGUGGCUUAUUCAAAACGGGGCCAAUUCCGGCGUUGGGAGAGCUGCUAUUCAAUUCGGUCGGGAAUGGGGUGUUAAGACGCUGAAUGUUAUUCGACAACGUUCUACACCUGAAGAAACUGAGGCCUUGAAGGCUGAACUUAAGGCCCUUGGUGCUACGGUCGUGAUUACCGAGGAAGAGAUGCUUUCGGGUAAUUUCCGGGAUAUGGUUCAUCAGUUUACGCGUCAGGGUAAAGAGCCUAUUCGACUGGCGCUUAAUUGCGUUGGUGGGAAGAAUGCUACUGCGCUUGCGAAGACGUUGGCUCCCGAUUCGCAUAUGGUUACUUAUGGUGCUAUGUCGAAACAGCCUGUUGCUUUGCCGAGUGGGUUGUUGAUUUUUAAGAAUCUUUCCUUCGAUGGGUUUUGGGAUAUUCCUGUUGAUAAUGUUUCUUGGAGCUGGGAUAGUGAGGGUCCUGCGCUUGCGGAGAGUGUUCAGGGGACUUUGGGUGGGUAUCGGUCUGGGAAGGGUGUGUUUACUUUUACUGGUGGGGAUUAA